Molecule: messenger RNA, 1465 nt
Organism: Vitis riparia (riverbank grape)
Lineage: Eukaryota; Viridiplantae; Streptophyta; Magnoliopsida; Vitales; Vitaceae
Product: dof zinc finger protein DOF3.6-like
Exons: 2
Coding region: 163-1125 (320 amino acids)
Biological process (GO): regulation of DNA-templated transcription
Molecular function (GO): DNA binding; DNA-binding transcription factor activity
Source: RefSeq, a predicted model, not a curated record
AAAGCCUCAUCUAUCUUUCCUUCUUCUUCUCUUUCUUUUCUCUUGCUUUCUUGGCUCUGGUAUAUCUUCUUUGUGUGAUUCGCCUUCGUAGUUCGGAAAAAAGGGGGAAAAAAAAACCAAAGCACACCCAUCAACCUUUAUAAAAGAGAAGGCUCAAAAACCAUGGUUUUCUCAUCUGUUCCACUCUAUCCAGAUCCUUUGAACUGGCAGCAGCAACCCAAUCGUCAAGAAGGAAGUGGCAAUGAAAAUCCCCAGCUUCCACCACCACCACCUCAGGCCGGUAGUCUGGGCUCGAUUAGACCUGGUUCGAUGGCUGAUCGAGCACGGGUAGCUAAGAUACCACAACCAGAGACAGCACUGAAGUGUCCCAGAUGCGAAUCGACCAAUACUAAGUUUUGCUACUUCAAUAAUUAUAGUCUCACACAGCCCCGCCACUUCUGUAAGACAUGUCGACGAUACUGGACGCGAGGAGGUGCCCUUAGGAAUGUUCCGGUGGGUGGAGGAUGCCGUAGAAACAAGAAAAGCAAAAGCAGUAGCUCGAAGUCGCCAGCUUCUGCUGAAAGGCAUGCUGGUUCGAACUCGACCAGUGCAAUUCCCUCUAGUGGCACCGCAGAGAUAAUUGGUCACUUGCCAAAACAAGCUUCUCAGUUACCCUUCAUGCCCACUUUACAAAAUCUUACUCAGUAUGGUAUUGGGAAUAUGAGCUUAAACUUUGGUGGAAAUACGCCACAUAUAAUGGCAUCCAGUGGUGGUGGCCAGAAUGAAAUGGGUUUUCAUAUAGGUAGUAAUUCAGUAGGUUUGUCCGCAGAAGGAGUGGAGCAGUGGCGUUUGCAACAGGUUCAGCAAUUUCCUUUCUUGGGUAGCUUUGAGCCACCAACAGGUUUGUACCCAUUUCAAAAUGAAGAUGUCAAAGCAUCGUCUUCUGUAGAUAGAAACGGCCAUCUUCCCCACAUGGUGUCGGGCUCUGGGGUUGCCCAGCUGACUGCAGUGAAAUUGCUAGAAAACCAAGGGCUAAACUUGUCAAGGCAGUUCUUGGAUACUUCAGAAAAUAAUCAGUAUUGGGUUGGAAAUGCGUGGACGGAUUUCUCUGGUCUCAACUCUUCCUCCACUAGCAAUCGCUUAUAAUUUGACAUUUACUACACUUAAAUCAAAUAUAAUUGACACCAAGCUAGCUGUAUGUUCCACAGAAUCGCCUCAGCUUGUCGCAAGUUCCAAAUCCGAGAACGUAAGAUCACUUGCUGAGGAACCUAUCUCAUCCUGAUCAAUCUACUGCCGAGCCAAGAAAUGGUAGAUUUUGUAGAAUUUAUAUGUGCCCUUGCUUAUUUAAUUUAUGUUUCUAGUCUCCUGUAUUUUAUGGGCUUGUUUACAGAAGUGUGCGUGCCGGGUCUGAUGGAGUUUGUUAUCUGACAUGAUGAACUCAUUACUAUUAAAAUUUCUCGUAUGCCAACUUUUUCUUCUUCUUCUU